AUGAUGAGCCCGAAAGCGCUUGGAGCCCAGACAGCGCAGCCUCGGGUGCAGCGCCGGGCAGGUCGGGCGUGUGAGUACUGCAGGAAGAAGAGGCUUAAGUGCACCCCCGAGCAGCGUCCAUGCUUUAACUGCCAACUGUACAAUGCCGAUUGUGUUUACACGGAGCGCAAGAAGCGAGGUCAGGCGGCGAAUGGAUCCAACAGGAGCCGGGAUGGAGGAAGAGGCGAGCAGCAAACGCAAGAGAAUGGACAGGUCCAAGACCAAGAGACGCGGUCUGUCCAAAUGUCAGACGCCGGCGACAGCGCCGUGUCGGACUCUGUCUCUGGCGACAAGUCCGGCGCCGAGAUAGAGCCGGCUCCGAACCGAGUCGCUGCGGAGUCGCCCGAGCCGGCACCGGUCUUGACGCCCAGCAAUGCCAUGAGUGAGUCUUCUCAUCUGCACCUUGACUCGCUGGGUACCGUAGGCUUCUCUCCUCAGCCGACCCUGUUAGAUCCGGCAGGCCCGCCCGUGAUGCAGGCGGAGUACGCAUCGCUGCUUCAGGGCCUGGACAUGGAGGUUCCCAUGGACUUCUGGGAUCUCGACGCCCACGUCCACCCCUAUUACACCUCCCGCCUGCAGCGGCCGUCGCCGCUAUCCCUAGACACAACAGCGCCAGGCAUCUUCUCAUUGUUCGGAGACUCAAACGAAAGCACCACCUGCCCGAGGAUCCCGCUGGGUCUGUUCAUCGGCAAGGAUCUCAGGGCCAACAGCUUCAUCGGCCUCCACUCUGCCGGGUCAACGCUGGCUGUAUGUCUAAAGGACUGCCUCGCGAGAUCACAGGGCUUAGGCUCACUCGACCAUAUCCGAUUCCUCUUUGAUGCAGGGCCGCAUAUCAACCAGUCGAAUGUCCCCGGUAUCGGGUCGAGCAUGCUGAAGGAACUGCCGGAGAAGCAACUUGCCGAGUUUGGAAUCCAAGGUAUAGUUGAGCACGUCUCUGUGGUGAUGUCGAAGAUGAAGAUGGACAGGCCUUAUUUUGAGAACGUCCACCCCAUCUAUCCCAUUGUCGAUCGCCCGCUGUUUCUCGAAAACUGGCAGUCUCUUUAUACGAAGGAUAUCAGCGAGCUAGAUCACAUUGCAUUUUCGGCACUCUCCCUCGUUGUCGCUAUCGGGAUCCUCAGCGACCCCUGCGGCCGCGGGCUGACCGACCUGGAAGAGUCGGUGCUGAAGCUCUACUGGCAGGCCUGGGCAUUCCUGGACGAGGUUGUCGGCACGCCCUAUAUCCAGUCCGUCCAGAUUCUGCUCCUUCACGUCAUUCUUCAGCUUCAGAUGGGCAGAGAGAGCUUUGCCUGGGUCAUCUGUGGCCUAGCUAGCCGCAUAGCACAGUCGCUGGGCCUCCACCGCCGGAGUCCGACAAGGUUCAACCUGACGGAACAGGAAGUCUCCCUUCGCUCGCACCUGUGGUGGGUCACGUUCUCGCUGGACGCAUUCCUCUCCGCCGUCGAGGGCAGGCCGACGAGCCUGUCCCACACAAUGUCCGAUCACGACUCGCUCCCUCUCGGCAUCGGAGACGUGCCCUCUGGCUCCGAUGGGGGCAUCAUCGUCAGUGUUUUCCACUGGAACCUUAAGCUGGCCGUCAUCCGGCAUCAGUAUUGCUCCGUCGUCCAGCGAAGCGAGACGGUGCGUUCCCGCUUGGAGGCGCUGGUGGCUCUGGACAACACACUUGUUCGGUGGCACGAGGAGGUUCCGCUGGAGAUACGGCCGGGUCAGGCGCUCCUAGCGCCCCGGGCAGUCCAUCGCUUCAUUGGGCUACUUCAUCUCGAGUACUUCCUGACCAUGUGCACCAUCCACUGGGCCAUGGUGCUGUCAACGAGCAAGAAUCCCGAGAUCCGGUCCUCCCAUGAGAGCAUCCGCAUCCAGGCCAGCGAGAACAUUUGUGUCUCGGCCGCAAGGUCAUUUGUCGAUGUCUUGAACAGUUUUGCAAAUGAGUAUGAGGACGCCAAGCUUUUCUCCAUCACGUAG
Clonostachys rhizophaga is the source of this 1998-nucleotide messenger RNA. The record is from the annotation of a GenBank genome assembly. NCBI's taxonomy places the organism in Eukaryota, Fungi, Ascomycota, Sordariomycetes, Hypocreales, Bionectriaceae.